CCAGAGUGAGGCGAAGGACGGGAAUGAUGGCGUCUGCGGGAAUGGGACUACGGCGGCUCCUGGUGGCCGGUUCGAAAGCGAGCAGGAGUCGAGUGACCACUUCCCUCCUACCUGUAGCUUGUCCCAGGGUUCAUUAUCAUGUGACACCUCCUUGCAACUACAUACCCCGGAGAGCCGUUCUCUAUGUGCCUGCGGAUGAUGUAAGAAAGAUACAGAAGAUCCCAACUCUCAAUGUUGAUUGUGCAGUGCUAGAUUGUGAAGAUGGUGUUGCUCUAAAUAGAAAGGCAGAAGCUAGAAUAAAAACUGUGGAAGCCCUUGAGAACUUUGACUUUGGUCUGACGGAGAAAUGUGUUAGGAUCAAUUCAGUGUCUAGUGGUCUUGCAGAAGAAGAUAUGAAGCUCAUUUUGAAAUCCAAGAUUCUUCCUACUAGCCUGAUGCUCCCAAAGGUUGACAACGUAGAAGAAAUAAAAUGGUUUAUAGAGAAAUGUGCGUGGCACUUACAAGGCCGAACACUCAUAGAGCCGAUCAGUUUCAUUCCUUUUGUGGAAACUGCAAUGGGUUUGCUCAAUUUUAAGGCUGUUUGUGAAGAAACUCUAAGAAGAGAACCACAGGUUGGCCUUCAUUUAGAUGCUGUGGUAUUUGGAGGAGAGGAUUUUCGUGCCAGUAUAGGUUCAACAAGUAGUAAAGACACUCAUGAUAUUCUUUAUGCACGGCAAAAAAUUAUUGUCACAGCGAAGGCUUUUGGCUUGCAGGCCAUAGACCUUGUCUAUAUAGACUUCCAGGAUGAUGAUGGGCUACGUCAGCAAUCAAAAGAGGGUGCCUCAAUGGGUUUUACUGGUAAGCAGGUGAUCCACCCUAAUCAAGUUGCCAUUGUCCAGGAACAAUUCUCCCCAAGCCUUGAAAAAAUAAAGUGGGCACAGGAACUGAUUACAGCUUUUGAAGAACAUCAGCGUGUAGGAAAGGGUGCCUUCACGUUCCAUGGCAGCAUGAUAGACAUGCCGUUACUGAGACAGGCCCAAAAUAUCGUUACACUUGCUACUGCCAUCAAGAAAAAAUAAUCUGCUAAAUAAACUUUUCCUCAAAGAGUGAUUCCAGGAGCUUCUUCAAGAAAAAUUACAUGAUACUGAGAGAAAGGACAGUGCAAUGCUUCAUAUUUCAGUCGAAUUCAGAAUACAUGUCCAACAACUUUGAUCUAUUUUUCUUACUGAAUGUCAAUGAGAAUCCUAAGAUUGGAGCUUGUUUCCUCUGACAAACGAGUUGUGACAGACCUGAAAGCAAAACUGUUUCCUUUGGAAAAGCAACCAAUUAAAAUCAAUCAGUGAUGUGCACAAACAGGCUUCAAUUAAUAUUUGACUGAAAAAAAGUUCUGUGAACAGCAGAGUUGCCAAAGGAGGAAAACCUUCCUUAUCUUUCAGGGGUAUGUAGAAAAGGGGCCCUUGGGAAGCGUAUUUUGUUAUACAAAAGAGAAAAGAGCUGCUCUUUGUUUAAAAUUCUACACAACAAGUAGUCUUAAGAGAGGUUUUUGGGAAUUUCAGAGACUUGACACAUUAUAGGUUUGAAGGGAUCCAUAGACAUUCCUUCCUCAACUUGUGUUCCUGUUACUUUAAGAGUUAUACUGAAAGCAAACAUUGCAAAGGCAUAUUUUCCCCUGCUGAAGAUAAUAAAAUACACUUCUGGCACUGUUCUGUGUGACUUUUAAAGGUAGAACCUCCUCUCUGACUAGAUUUCCAGCUUAGCUUCUUUCAGUCUGAAGAUGCAUUGCUUUUAGAAUAUUUAAUCUAAAUUAACAACUGUGGUCCAAUGGAUUUUGCUGCCUGCAGUAGAAAGUGCAAGCUGGAAACCAUUUAAUAUGGCUUAGUUAACUUCUCAAGGAGUUUGCAGUUAAACAUCUGUAUGUAUCAAUUAGGAGUUCAAACCAUUUUCUGUAGCUUUUAUCAGAUGUUUUAGAAAAUUAAAUAAUUUGAAGUUUUCCCAUUUCGCUGUGCAAAGACAACUGUCAUGUGGACCUCUUCCCACCUAAAUGGACAUCUCUUUUUUUUUUUAAGUGCAAUUGGAUAUGAGAUUUAUAAAUAUGUGCAGUUUGGUAAGUCCCUGUAAUCCAAGUGCCUAUGGAGAAGGGAUUUAUCAAAACUGCUUUUUUUAAAAAAAGUAUCUCACUGUUGAAUCAGACCACUAGUUUUUCUUCAAAAUUCUCUGCACUGCUUUUAGUAUCAUCACAAAGGAUAACAGCAAAGGAAUUAUAGAUUGUAAAUUUCAGAAAGCUUAAUUUUUUUCUUUAACACUCAAUGAUAGUGCUACUUGAAUCCCUGCAGAUAGCCAUAUUACAGCAUUUUCAGCCCUGCAGAAAUCUGUUCUGAACGUGACCGUAAAGGAAGGAGGUAGUUACCAUGCCUUUUAUGAGCAUAUUAAUAAAGUCUGGUUUUAAAUUAUAAUGAGAAGAAAACUGGAUGUACCGUAAUUCCUCAGAAUGAUUAAUCCAAAAUUGCAGUUUGAGUAUGUACUUAGAAGGAUUCAUGGCAGAAUUAUAGGUCCAUAGACCAAAUAAGAUACAUGAUUUUUUCAGCCUCAAAUUGUCCUCAUGCACUGGUCACCCAUUUCCAUUCUCUUCAGAAAAGAUCAUUUCAGCUCAACUACCAGAGAUAUUUCUAACAGAACUGAACAUAGAAAAAGAUUUAUCUAACUGGCAAUGAACAGCUUUUGGUUCAGUCCUGGGCAUUCCCUUUGUGAAACUAAGAGAAACUGUACUGUUGAAAUAUACAGAGAUAAUAUAUUGUUGAGAUGACUUAGUAUUUGGAUAUGGUG
This is a messenger RNA of Ahaetulla prasina, 2802 nucleotides long. RefSeq names its product citramalyl-CoA lyase (gene CLYBL). The coding region runs from base 24 to 1058 and encodes 344 amino acids. Gene Ontology annotation, molecular function: (S)-citramalyl-CoA lyase activity. The transcript is spliced from 8 exons. NCBI's taxonomy places the organism in Eukaryota, Metazoa, Chordata, Lepidosauria, Squamata, Colubridae. The record is from RefSeq and is a predicted model, not a curated record. Gene Ontology annotation, biological process: regulation of cobalamin catabolic process.